CGACAGUAUAUCUAUCCCAUACUGCAACGGAGGGCUUGGUAGAGUUUACUUACGUCAACAAUCAAAGUUGAGAAAGUGUAAUACAAGGACUGACGGCAGUUGCAAGCAACGGUAGUUGCAAGCAACUGAACCAGGCCACCGCCGCUCGCCGGUUAACCAUAGUUACCUCAACACCUUACCUCCGAAGGGUCGCAACUAUUCCUAUUCCACGCGGUAGAGCUAUCCCAAAAUCCCCGAUCUAACCCCAAUCCACCCCGGAUUGUCUGCAGAAGCACAGCAGCAUUGCGCUAUUUGGGUUUAGGACCAAGACGAUCACUUGCAGUCAGAAACAGCAACAAAAUGGUGUCGGAGCACACUCAAGACCUCGUUUACAGGCGGGCAAAUGCCAAACCCGAUGAUUUCUGGGGCACGCAAGCAAAGAAUGUCCACUGGCAUAAAGAACCAGAGACGGUUAUUAAAAAGAGCAAGAAAACACUCAAGGGCGGUGUCUCACAUGAUGACUGGACCUGGUUCCCAGGCGGAGAGAUAUCCACAACGUUCAAUUGCGUCGAUCGUCAUGUCAGGCAUGGAAAAGGAAGCAACAUCGCUAUCUACUGGGAUAGUCCUGUGACGGGAGCGAAAGAGCAGUUCACAUACUACCAGCUCCUCCAAGAAGUGGAGACGCUGGCCGGUGUGCUGAGGGAGGAAGGCGUGAAGCAAGGUGACGUCGUACUGAUAUACAUGCCCAUGAUACCAGCUGCGCUUUUUGCAAUGCUCGCCAUUGCUCGACUCGGUGCGAUUCACGCAGUCGUUUUCGGCGGCUUUGCCCCUGCUGCCCUAGCACAACGCAUCGAUGCAUCUCGCCCCAAAGCGAUCAUGACGGCGUCAUGUGGAAUCGAAGGCUCUAAAGGCCCCUCGGGGUACAAAAAGAUAAUCGAGGAAGCCAUGGAGAGAUCGACCUUCAAGCCAUACAAGACAAUUAUAUGGCAAAGAGACGAAUUGCGCUGGGACCCAGUCUUUAAAGAGAACGGUCAACGCAAUUGGCAGAGACUAGUGAAGAGUGCAAGGAACAGGGGACUCAAGGCGGAUGCUGUGCCUGUGAAGAGCGAGGACGGGUUGUACAUCAUCUACACCUCUGGUACGACUGGCUUACCGAAAGGUGUUGUGCGAACGGCUGGCGGGCAUGCCGUUGGGCUUAACUUCUCUAUAAAAUAUCUAUUUGGCGUACAUGGUCCCGGCGACGUCAUGUUCACCGCCAGCGAUAUUGGCUGGGUCGUAGGACAUUCCUAUAUCGUGUAUGCACCCCUGCUAAUAGGCGCUACCACGGUGCUCUUCGAAGGUAAACCCGUCGGUACUCCAGAUGCCAGCACCUUCUGGCGGAUCAUUGAAGAGUACAAAGUCACUACUAUGUUUACCGCGCCAACCGCACUGCGGGCUAUACGUCGUGAGGAUGGAGAGAACACUUUCUUCGAACAGGCGUACGGCGAGCGGGGGGGUCUCAAGUCGCUGCGAGCCUUGUUUCUAGCUGGCGAGAGAAGCGAACCGAGCAUUGUAGAAAUGUACCAGAAGCUCCUCAAGAAUCACUGCGCCGAAGGUGCUGUGGUUGUGGACAAUUGGUGGUCGUCUGAAUCUGGGUCCCCCAUUUCUGGUGUAGCACUCAGUGCGACUGCAGGGGAGGACUUUGCGACACAGCAACGCGAAAGGCCGUUGCCUAUUAAACCAGGCUCGGCAGGCAAAGCUAUGCCGGGCUUCGACGUACAAGUUGUGGAUGACGAAGGCCAUCCGGUUGAGCGUGGUCAGAUGGGCAACAUCGUCAUGUCGAUACCACUUGCUCCUACAGCUUUCACUACUUUGUGGGGCGACGAGGACAGAUUUUACAAGAGCUACUUGAAGAGAUUUAAUGGGAGGUGGGUCGAUACAGGCGACGCUGGCAUGAUCGACAACGAUGGAUACAUCUCCAUCAUGUCGAGAUCAGACGAUAUAUUGAACGUGGCAGCCCAUCGAUUCAGCACUGGUGCGAUAGAACAGGCCAUCACGUCUCAUCCAAACAUCGCUGAAGCUGCGGUGGUGGGCAUCCCAGAUCAGCUAAAGGGUCACCUCCCAUUUGCCUUCAUCACUCUCUCCACGCAUCAGCACCCAGAUGCAGCAGUGCCAGAUGAAGAACUCUCCAAGGAAGUGCAGAAACUGGUCCGCGAUCAAAUCGGUGCCAUCGCAAGCCUAGGUGGCAUGAUCCAGGGCAGAGCCAUGAUACCAAAGACGCGUAGCGGCAAGACUCUCCGUCGUGUGCUACGGGAGCUGAUUGAAAACGCAACUCAUAAUCAAUUGGACAAGGAGGUUGCUGUCCCAUCUACGAUCGAGGACAAGGAUGCUGUAGAGGUUGCUCGAUUGAAGGUGAGGGAGUACUUUAGGCUGAAAGGGAAGGACUUGCACAAGCCCGCAGAGGCGAGGGCGAAGCUGUAGAGCAUUCACUUGGGUGCUCGCGCCCAGCUUGCUACGCGUGUCCUUGGUGCGAUGGUCAAAGGUAACAGGCGAUGCUGAC
Messenger RNA from Paraphaeosphaeria sporulosa, 2518 nucleotides. RefSeq names its product acetyl-CoA synthetase-like protein. The coding region runs from base 340 to 2439 and encodes 699 amino acids. The transcript is spliced from 5 exons. The record is from RefSeq and is a predicted model, not a curated record. NCBI's taxonomy places the organism in Eukaryota, Fungi, Ascomycota, Dothideomycetes, Pleosporales, Didymosphaeriaceae.